GCUAUGCUCAAUGUUUUUCUCUUUCCCGCCGGCUUAUUUCGUUUGGCACGUGCAAUUUUUUCACAAUAGCAAAAGCAAAAUAUUAAAAUAUAUUUGAAUUUGUGAGACAAUCUCUGAUGGUGAAUAUUGAAAAAUUUUUAAGCGAUAAUUGUAUUUUUUAUAAUGUCGCCUUCUCCUAUUCGAUGCCGUGGAGCAUGGAAAAUACAAAAGCGUUCCUCCGAGCCGGACCGUUGGCUUGAAGAGAUGGGAUACUUUCGUAAGCAUACUGCAAGAGAUUCAAGUUGCUUAUUCAGAGUUAUGUCAGAAAAUAUCUAUAACAGUCAACGUUACUAUAACAAAGUUAGACAGGAUUGUGUUAAGUUUAUUGCAUGCAACAAACAUCUCUUUGAGGGGUUUUUGCCUUGUAUGCUUGAAAACUAUCUUAAAGAUAUGGCUAAUCCUUCCGGGUUUGGUGGAAUACUUGAAGUAUCAGCAAUGAGUCAUAUGUAUAGACGUGAUUUUGUGAUAUUUGAUGCAAACAAAAGUCCACAAACAAAUAUCUGUAAUGGAUAUGAACACACAAUAUACUUAUUCCAUUGCUCAGAGACCAAACAUUUUGAUGCUGUUUACACAAAAGAAUUUAUAAACCACUCAGCGUUUUGCCAAUCUUUGGUGUAUGAGCUUCUGUAUGAUAAAGUGUACAAAUUAGAGGAUUUGACUUAUGCUGUGGAUAAAAUGUUACAUGACAAGAUUCCAAAUAAUCACGUUGAGUAUUAUUUACCGGAAAAUAUUGACCACCAUAAGAAACAAAAGGAAAAAGCUAAGAUAUUUAUAGAGGAAACCAAUGAGAAGGAUAGAAAUAAUAAUGCUUUGACACUGAAAUGCAAGCAUUAUACAAAUGAUAUUGAGAAAGCUAGCCUAUUGAAAGAGUCAUUGAGUAUUUUUGUAUUCAACCGCAGCUUGAUACAACUCGAGAAUAUAUGUAUGAACUGUCUCAAUGUCAAUAGUGCUAAAGAUUUGCUGGAUAAUGGUAUCACACCAUUCCCUUACAAAGUGGCUAAAGCCCUUGAUCCAGAUAUCUAUCGUAACAUUGAAUUUGAUGUAUGGAGUGAAUUAAGAAGAGAAUUACGGUAUGGUGCAAGAUAUUCAGAUGGUACAACCUUGCAAGUGGGUGUUAAGUGUCUUUGCAAACUUGAGGGUAGUCAAAAUACUCCCUACCAUUGCCACAUACAGGAAAUGGGUCCAGAUGAGGGGCCUUGCCUAGUCUUCAUAGAGGAAUUGGGGGAGAAAAGAGUUGUCAAUUAUGAUCAGUUGGAACCUCUGCCUAUUGAAGAGGUGAAGCCUUGGGCCCCUCCAUACAGAUAUUCCCGUGUCAACUCUCAACUGCUCAAUCUUAGUCAAAUGUUACAGCAGAUAGGUAACAUUGCACGCAAGCAAGGUAUGAAAGGUGUCAAAAAAUCAAAAAGUGAUGACAAAUUGGAGAAAUCUCAAGACAGAAGGAAAUUGAGCUGGAACAAUGAAAAGGCUGAGUUUGCGCAAUAUGCAACUAAUGAUAUCAACUAUGUGACAUAUCAACAUAUGGAUUAUUAUAAUUAUCAACCAUUUCCAGUUGAAAUUGAAGCAGUACCCCUCAUGGUGGACUGCCGAGCAGUGGGGCCUCAACCCCAGGAAACAGUACAAGCACCCAAUGGAACAUCUCUCUCUCAAGAUAAUCAAAAUCAGCCGGCUGGUGGGAAUGGAGAUGUAGGAAGCCACACCGUGCCGACGCCGCCAGUGUCGGUUAGGGCUUCCACGCCUGCUACAAGUACCCUCUCUACUUAUACAGGCGGCAUGAACCCGGGCCCAACGUUCAGCCCGCUGGGGUCGGGCGCGGCCUACAGCUGCUCGCCGUACGUGUGCGGCAUGAAGUCCGUGGUGUGGUGUGCGCCGCCAGCGCUUGGCGUCCCCCACGGUCCGCCGCCGCCACCGUUGGCGCCGCCGCCACCGCCGCCUGGCGUCAACGCGCACGUCUUCAAGAGCGUGCAAGCCAACGGCUCCGACCUGCCGAUGAACGAUAUCGCGACCCUGCGGUACUACUUCAACCUCGGCGUGGAGUGUAUGUGGGCUGCGUACGGCCAGCCUCCUCCCGCCCUUCCUCCUCCGCCCUCCCACCAGGCCCCUCCUCACCAGGCCGUGCCUCACCAGCCCGCUCAUCAUCAGCCGCCACGGCACUACUCGCCCGCCAGUGUGGCGCAGGACAUGCAGCAGAUGUCGCUCAACCCGGAACAGCAGAAGCAUAAGUGUGAGCAUAAGGGCGGGCAGCAACAGGGUCGACCCAACGCCCAGCAGAACCGGCCGCCGCUGGGCCCCAGAUUCAAGCGAGGCGGCAACAACCAGGAUGGUAACCAGAAUAACCACAACAUUAAUAAAAACCACAACAACAUGAACAACAAGGGAAAUAAUAAUCGCCGCAACAGUCACAUGGAGCCCCGGGCGGCACCCCCGAGCGGCUACGAGGAGCUGCCGCAGCCCGUGAUGGAGGCGCCCGUCAUCACGUUCCCGUACGCGCCCUACCCGCCGCCCAUGUACCAGCUGCCGUACUACCACAUUGAAGAGCCCGUUCCAGCCAUGAUGGGCAUGAUGAGUGGCAUGGGAGGUAUGGGCUACGUGAACUACGACGAGAACAUGGAGUAUCUACCGCCCGUAUACCCGCCGCCCUUCCCGCCGCCCGCGCCCCUGCACGAGCACAAGUAAACACGUGCGCAUACACACAAACACGAUGCACAUAUUGAACACGAAAACCACAGACAUAAUAUAAUAAAUGUUUAAUGUGAACUACUAAUGUUACCCAGCCAGUGCUGACACAAAGUCCUACACACAUGUAGUAUUGCCAUAUUGUAUUAUUCUAGGUUAGCAGCCCCAUAUUAUUGAGUGUUUGUAUAAAGGCGGCCAUUUUGAAUUGGUAUUUAAUAAUGACAAGAUUUUACAUAAACUUUGCUUUUCGUUGGCAAGUUAAACGUUAAUGUUAUUUAAAACAAUGACAUUAUUUUCCUGCAAUUUUAUCAUUUUACUUAUAAUAAUAAAAAUAUAUAACUCGAGGCUUUUUCUAUUCUCUGCUCACAUGAGCAUAUUCAAUAUCAACAUGUUUUCUGUUAUCAGUAUUGUUUGGGAAUGCAUAAAUUAAAUAACAAAUCCAAAAUGCUGCCUUUAGUCUUAUCCCAUAUAGUUGUGUCUGUGUAUAUGUCUAUAUAAUAUAGUGAUUCGAUGUAAAUUCAUGUAGCGGGAUCGGAUUCACAAGGGGUGAGGACCAAUUUACAUAUAUUAUAUUUAUAGUUUUUAUAUUAUAAGCGGGGCACCAAUAUCAAGAAUUUCGAAAUUUAAAAUUCGUUUCUCCUGAAAUGUUACUAAAAUAUUAUAAAAUUUUAAAUAUGCUACUACACAGUGAGUAUUGUGUAACAGUUUUUACUGAAACAUGUUAUAAUAACAACAGGUCCUAAGAAGCUAAUCUGUCGAAGAGUCCAGUUGACAAAUAACAUUUGAUUCAACAUUAUUCUAGUUGAAAAUCAGUGCUGUGUGUUAGGUGUUUGUUAUUAUUGAAAAGGUGCUUCCACAUGGUAGUUAAAAAUGUUACUACUUAACAUUUCAUUACUUAACAUUGAAUAAUAUUUUUUUAAUUACAUGUACAUGACAGCAAAAUGUAACUCAUGUUACAUAACAUUAACCUGGACGACAAUAGGAUUUGCGGAGUAAAGCUGAACUAAUACAUAGUGACGGUUACAAAUAGUUGGAAAUGUUGUAUAUUGUGUGUUAUUAGUUGGGAUGGAUACUGUAAAGACAAUUAACAAUAGUUAAAUAUGAGACAAUGUAAAAAAAGUUUGCAUUUUAAAACACUGUGUGGAUGCACCAUAAUGCUGCAGUAAUGUCGGCUAUUGUGUUGUGUCCAGGUAGACAGGGUCGGUAGUAUACUGAGUGCUGCUCCGACUAAGCAAUGAACAAUCCUAUACGAUGUCAGACAUCAGUGUGGUUCCUAAUUCUUAUUAUUUACAAAAAAAAUUAACAGUUUAGCUUAUCAUCAAGUUGAUUUUAUAUAUUAUCAUUGAUUCCUACCGUUCGCUCACCAUGAUUUAUUGCAAUUUCGCCUGGAUUGUGUCAUUUGUUAGUCUGUGGUCAGUAGUCACCUAGAUGUAAUGGUCGCUGUGUCAUUCCCUAAGUUAAUUAAGUUAGAUUGUAAAUUUAAGUUAAAUACUCCGUUUGUGCUAUGUUCCUAUACAGGUGUAUACAUAUUUUAUAUUGCUAGGACCUGAAUGACUUCAAAUUCAAAGAACGAAUAGAUUGUUCUAUAUAGCCUACACCAGGUUACUAUUAACUAUGACAAGAAAUACAUGAUAUAAUGAAUAAAAAGCGUUAAAUGUUACUCUGAAGUAAGUUAACUUGCAUAGCAAUAUUGACGCAAGUUUGGGAAACUAAAAUUUAAGAUGGCAUACAAUUUUUAGUCAGUUUGAUAUGCUUGGCACCAUUGUUUCACCAUCACCGUUAUCAUGUUUUAUGAGCUUUUGGUGAUUUUACAUUGGGUAUAACUCAUUCAGUCCCGACCUCUGUGUCCGUCCGUCUGUGUCAGUCCCGAUCCAAAUUUAAGAUUGUCUGAUCCUCCAUUUGUGGAUCCUUCAUGUCCAGGCAGGCUCCCGACUAUAUUAUUGUCUAACAAUGUUUGUUUGUUGGCAUCAAAGGCACACAGUAAGCAGUAAGUUAUUCAUUAUAUCGUAAAUAUAAAUUCGGACAAUCUGUUAGUUAUCUCAACAGAAACAGUGAUAAGUAGAGGCUAGGCUAUUUUCUGGUGAAUUUGUUUCAGUUGUAAUCUAAAUUGAAACUGUGUCGCAUAUAACCACAAAAACAUAUGGUAAAAUCUGAAAUUUUCAUCAAUACUUCAAAUGCUAACAUGCAUGUCUAUCUUGAUGUGAAAUUGGCUAAAAUGUUGUGGACUACGAAAAUUAAUAGAAAUUGGCGGUAAAAAAACAAGUUAUCCAUGAAUUUCCGCAAAAUGCUCAUAUCAACAUCGAACGAGUCACCAGAUUCCGAUGUCAAUUGUAAUUGAUAGUGGUCGCCAUCUUGAAUUUAAAUUGACCAAAUCAGUUUAAUUAAACUCAAAUCUAUAGUAUUGUCACAAACACUAGUAUGCUUUGAAGUUUUAAAAUCAAAUGAGGGUAGAACUAAAUAUUAAUCUAAGGUAACCUUGGUGUUGGUAUACAAUUGGCGCUAUUUUUCAGUAUUUUAUAUUUAGUUUUAAAUAUGUCGAUUAAAAUUUUAGAUGUAACAUGAUCUCAGUCUAAGGUUUAUCUGUUUUUGACGUAGAAAAGAAACUAUAACUUUAAUGUCGAAUUAUAAGUCGUCGGUAAACAAGUCAAUUAGUAAUUAUUUAGCCAGUAUUUCGUCGAAAAUCAUAGGUUCACUAUUGCGUAUCUGAUCUUAAUAUACACAAGUACAUAAGUUAUUAGAGGUUGAUUCUUUUUACUUAUUGUAUAACGCUCCAUAGGCGGUAUAUUCCGUUCAGUCAAAACAUUAUUUUAAACUAUUACCUAUACAAGUGGAACUUGCUCAAUAUAGAUUUAAUUCUUAUUAACCUGAGACGAGAAUUAUACGAUGACAAAAUAAUUGAAUCAUUCAUUAGGUUAAACUGUAUAACCGCUCAAUUUUUUAAGCUAUAAUUUUUAGUGCAGUUAGUAAUUUGCGACCAAGAAAAGUUAAUUAUCAUAAAAAUAAAAAUUGACUUAAAUUGGCUAUUAUGAUAUUUAAAACUUUUCAAUUAUCACCUGACCGAGGAUGUUUGCACUGGCAUCUUGUAAUUUAAAACUACCCUCCUUGUAAAUAUUCGGUUUGAGGUUGCUGCCCAUCUGAGAGACAUCAAAUUUCUAUUCGGAAAUGUCAGAAUACACGGUUCUUAUCACGGUUGAUUAUAUUUUUUUUCCAUUGUUUUGACCUUGACAUGUUGAAUGUUUCGCCAUGGAUACACACAUUGGUAAAGUAAAACACGAAUUUAACUCGUAUUUAAUAAUAUCUUCUAACACAAAGUCUGAUUCGAGCUCAUAGUAUUAUUGCCCAAUUUUUAUUUAUAUUUGGUCUCCUUACCAAAUUAUUAAUUAUACUUACUUUCAACAUAUUUUGAUGUUUUAUACAAAUAUUGGCUGUGAUUCGAAAUUAAAUUGUUUGAACUUGGCAUGCUGGCGCCCUAGACUGUAAGAUGUCUGAAGCGUUCGUUUAUAUAAUGAUCAAUGUUAACCGCCUGCUUUGACCACACGUUCAGUCGUCUUAUACAGUUGGGGUUAGCGCAUUUUCAAUUUUCUGAUUUGAAAAUAUAUACAUUAUAUACUUAUGUGAUUGAUGUUUCACACGCCAAAAUUGUAGGAUGGUUUUGAUAUUUUUUGAUGGUUUAUAGAGUUGGAUGUGAUCCGAUGUUUUCGAAUCUCGGUAUUGUGAAUACUUCAAAUGUACUGUUUAAAUAAAGUAUUGUUAGUGAUAAUUCUGAAGAUUGACCAAUGGAAACAUCAUGAUGUAAGACAUUAAUUGUCUUAUAAAUGCCACUAACUUAGUCGUUUGACAUGAAUGCUGUCAAAGGCCAUCCAGAUCAGCCUGCGGUGGUGGUCACUUGCAACCAGGCAACCAGCGCGUGUUUUUCCAUUUCAGUGUCGUUUUGAGAGUUUUCACGAGCAAUUAUAUGUAGGUGUGAUACUCAAGUUAAUGUGUAUAAUUCUAUAUAAAUGUGUAGUUGAUGUGUAUCUGUAUAGUCUAGGGGCGGAAUUAGUUAAAACUGUACUAAAGAUUUUUGACGGAUUUAGUGGCGGGUAAUCUCUAACUAAGUGCGCGCUUCAAUGAUGAGUCGCGUGAUGUUUCCGACUACUAUUUAUUACAGACAACUGUCGCUAUUUAUGGCGAUCAGCGGCUUUAACAAUGACUACUAGUUUCGAGCCAAGGUGCUCUAACCGUUAUCUUUCUGGCUUAAAUUUUACCCCUCUCUUCCGAUGACCUUCUCUAGAUUGUUCACUGGUUUCCGUGCAAAUUUUUCGAAGGUAAUGGUUAAAUAGUAUCAGGUUUUCUUAUACAAAAAUGAAUAAAUCAGACGUUAGAAUUUUAUUCUCAGUACAUGUACAGUACGUACAUCGAGAAGGCGUAAUACCGCUACUAAAUUUCUUUCCGUCCUAUAGUUUCGAAAUAAAACCUAUUUGCUCUAAUAGAGGGCUCGUUAUAUUGUUCUCUCCGCCCACAUGUCACAGUCUAGAAAAUACAGUUCAUCAUCCCUUCCAAUUUGGUGGGUAGUUAGAAAUUAAAAAAAAAAUCAUUAUGAUAUAAUUAUAUAAAAAAUAGCGAAAAGAAGUAAGAUACGAUACAAAAUGAUUGAAUGUUAUGAGUGAUUUACUUAUCAAUACAAAAUUAUUAGUUUCAGAAAUACAUUUUGUGAUUGUGACCUUCAAAUGCUUGGGAUGUAACACUAUUUACUUUGACUGUGACGGUUAUAUUUAUAUCGUUUGUACAGUGUUGUCAGUGAAUUCAUAAAACGAAAACCCACAAAAAAAACAAGUGUAUAAGUGUGAUGAUUAUAUUAUAUAAGUGUUUGGUGUUUCAGUAUUUCAAAUCUGUAGGAGUUAGUUUUGAUUUACUAUUAUGUUAGUUGUUAAUUAAUUUUUAGUUAAUAUAGUUUUAUUUUUCUAAGAAUACCGUCUUUCAGUUCAUUAGGAUCUUGUGACUUUUGUUGUAGUCAGUAAGUGCCAAUUGUUUAUAUAUUAUUAUUGUUGUGAAAUUGUUCGUCAAUCGCAGAGUAUUAUUUCAGAGACUCAAAGACGGAGCGUACGGAGUAGAGUGAGGAUAGACAUAAUUCUGUCAUUGAAAAGUAUGACAGAAUAAAUAAUUUCCUUCAGUGAGCGCAUAAUUCACAAAUGACCCAUGUUUAAGAGUUGGUGAUGCUCCCCUUGUUCUAAAUAACUAACCGUCGUUCCGCGCGCUCCGUCUGGGUUGUUCCAUGUCUGAUCGCGAUCUGAGACGUAACUAAAUUGUGUUGUGAAUUAAAUAUCAGUAUAUAUAGCUGUAGGUACUUAUAAUACGGUUGUACAGAGCUCAAAGCUACCUUGGUAUCCGCCUCCGGAUUGAUUGUAUUUCUUUUCCAAAUUUCUGAUUAAAGUAAGUUGUCGUAAA
This is a messenger RNA of Leptidea sinapis, 8139 nucleotides long. RefSeq names its product putative bifunctional UDP-N-acetylglucosamine transferase and deubiquitinase ALG13 (gene otu). Bases 163 to 2712 code for a protein of 849 amino acids. The record is from RefSeq and is a predicted model, not a curated record. Gene Ontology annotation, biological process: protein deubiquitination. The transcript is spliced from 15 exons. Lineage: Eukaryota; Metazoa; Arthropoda; Insecta; Lepidoptera; Pieridae. Gene Ontology annotation, molecular function: cysteine-type deubiquitinase activity.